GCAGUACGGUGCUCGCUGGACGCGGCUGUUUCGCGUUAGUGAUGAUCAAAACGAGUCGUCGUGGUCGUUGUUUACGACACUUCGCGGAGACGAAGGAACCGUGAUCCGUGAUCAAAGGCUCGAGGCAUCGAAGAGGCCGAGGACACGCGUCGUCGUUCGUUGCCGCGGCCACGGAUGCAUAUGGAGGUGUCCCCGAACCGGCGCUGUCUGAACCAGCUCAACAGCUGAUCGGAGCACGAAGCGGCGGUGAACGGGGCCACUAUUGCACCACCACCCCGCGAUUGGAAGUAAUUCAAUUCGAUAAUCGUCGCUGGUUAACGGCCAGACGUUCACCACACACCGGAGAAAACCAGCAGCAGCGUCUCGACGACACUUGAUAAGAAUAAUAUACGGGGAGAGGGAGAGCAGCGACAUCGUGAGGGUAGGAGGAGAAGAGCGAGGACGACGACGACGACGACGACUACGACAAAGAAGAAGAAGAAGAGGAAGAAGACGGACAUACACAUAUACACACUGGGGUGAGAGAGAGAGAAAGAGAGAGGUGGAUCUCUUUGCUUGCUCGGAUACGCCAUCAUGGUCAAAACUUUUCAAGCGUACCUGCCCUCGUGUCACCGCACUUACUCGUGCAUUCACUGCCGUGCUCACCUCGCCAACCACGACGAACUCAUCUCUAAGUCCUUCCAGGGCAGUCAAGGUCGUGCCUAUCUCUUUAAUUCAGUGGUGAACGUGGGCUGUGGUCCUGCGGAGGAGCGGGUUUUGCUUACCGGUCUUCAUGCUGUGGCUGAUAUUUACUGCGAAUGCUGCAAGACCACCCUUGGGUGGAAAUACGAGCAUGCGUUCGAGUCGAGCCAGAAGUAUAAGGAGGGCAAGUUUAUAAUCGAGCUUGCACACAUGAUCAAGGAGAAUGGAUGGGAGUAAAGUCGCGUAGGGGGAACAAGGACAGAAAAUAGUAUAAUACAUCCCUGAACCGUGCGCGCGACACACCUAUCCGUUGUGUGUCCCCGAUGAUGACCCUAAGAAGACGAUAUAUAAUACGCCUACAAUGUUGUUCUACUUGCAAUGUACGGCCCCCCCUACCCCCCUCUGUCAAACCACCAACGAAAGUCUGUGAUUUCAUUUGUGAUUCGUAAUCUUAGUAACUUUUUAUGUUUCGGACAAUUCGACGAAGACGACGACGCUGUUUUUCGUUCUUUCUGAUCGAUUCGUCGACAAGCGACGACAACAAUC
This is a messenger RNA of Dufourea novaeangliae, 1227 nucleotides long. RefSeq names its product protein yippee-like 1 (gene Ypel). Lineage: Eukaryota; Metazoa; Arthropoda; Insecta; Hymenoptera; Halictidae. The transcript has 5 exons. The record is from RefSeq and is a predicted model, not a curated record. Bases 574 to 918 code for a protein of 114 amino acids.